GGGGUUUGCUGCUGGCCUGAGUAUUUGCAGACUAGGACUAUACAUGUCAGCACCACUACGACGUAGAUAGCAAACAGAGUGAGGAAAUCCAUGUUUCACCUGGCAGCUUGAGAGACACAAAACAACAGGUGUUUAUGGUCCAAACUCACAACGAACAGUGCUCCACACAAUGCCACGAGGCAUCACAAGACACCUGUUGGAUCUGGUUGCCGACAUGGCCCGGCACUCAUAUUACGGCUCACAGUGCUGGAGAGGGGAGCAUUACUCGGGAGCUCUGCACACACAUCUAUGGAUGCUGCUUAAAAAGUCCUCAGCAUGCCGUCGUCCAACCAGGGCUGGCCGGAGGAGUUCGGCUUCCAGCUGGGUGGGCAUGGACCCAGCUACAUCCUGUCUGUGGAGGAGGGCAGCAGUGCCCACCUGGCGGGGUUGCAGGCCGGGGACCAGGUCCUGGAGAUCGAGGGGCACAAUGUGUCAACGCUGGGUCCCCAAGCUGUCAUCGCCAUCGCCCAAACUCAGAAGAACAUCCCUCCCAGUAUCGGAGUGGUGUCCCGCAUACAGCAGAUGGACAUCAUACCAGGUCCGGACGGUCGUUUUGGGUUCACCAUCGUGGGAGACUGCCCCCUGCUUGUGGAGGACUGCUCGCCUUGCUCUCCAGCCGGCCGUGCAGGUCUGAGGGCUGGGGAUUACGUCAUGGAGGUCAACGGCAUCCCCGUCAGGCAGCACGAGACGGCCGCGGCGCUGAUCAAGGCCUCCCAGGGAAGAACGCUCCGUCUGGGGGUGCUGUGCCUCGGCCCGAGACAGAAACACAGCAUCAGCAUAGAGGACAGUCAGAUGGGAGGAGAGAUGGCGCGACUGGACCGUAAACAUAAAGCUCUGGAGUUCAACAGGAAGGUUGACCAGAUUGUAGGCGAUGAACCUGAAGUGAAGGAGAAACUCUUCUCUGUGCUGAAGCAGUACGCAGCCGAGAAGCGAGUCGAGUGGCUGGCCUCGGUCCUGCCCGACAUACUCACCACUGAUGAGCAUCGGCAGCUCAUCUCCAGCAUCAGAAUAUUCAUUCCCAAGAAGCACCGGCAGCGCUUCGACGAGGCCGUGUCCCAGAACGUAAUCAACCGACUCUGCCGCAGCAAGAGCAUCAGCGAGCCGCAGGGCAGGAUCCGGCGCAGCCGGAGCGAGGAUCACUCCGAGCGCCACCACGGGUCCAAACGGGCCAGCUCUGUGCCCAGAGAUGGAGAACCUGGAGGCAGGGGUGAGGAGAGGGAGAGAGAGAGAGAGAGAGACAGGGGCUUAAGGAAGUCCAUCUCUGGCUUACCUGCACAUCCCCCUAUUGGACCCAAUCAGAGGAUCGUUCGUGUCUACAGGGGCAAGAAGAACUUCGGCUUCACGCUGCGAGGUCACGCUCCCGUCUGCAUCGACUCGGUUAUCCCAGAUAGUCCUGCCGAGGAAUGUGGACUGAAACCAGGCGACCGUAUCCUCUUCCUCAAUGGACUGGACAUGAGGAACUGUUCCCAUGAGAAGGUGGUGUCUAUGCUGCAGGGUAGCGGAGCAAUGCCCACACUGGUGGUGGAGGAGGGUCCGUCUGACUAUUCCUCAGACCAAACCGACCCAGAGGAAUCACCCAGCCUGGCCCCCACCACGUUGCCACGCUCCAGGUCUCCAGCCCUCAGUUCUCUGCAGUGGGUGGCAGAGAUUCUUCCGCCGAGCAUCAAAGUCCACGGGCGGACCUUCAGCCAGCAGCUGGAGCACCUGCUGACCAUCCAGGAGAGGUACACAGUCUGCAAGGCCCUGGAGACCUUCUUCCAGCACAGGAACGUGGACACUCUGAUAGUGGACGUGUUUCCGGUGUUGGACACUCCGGCCAAACAGUUGAUCUGGCAGUUCAUCCACCAGCUACUGACCUACGACGAACAGGAGCGAUGCCAGAGCAAGCUGUCACGCUUCCUGGGUUUCAAGAGCAGCGCAGCGUUGGAGGCUGACGCAGGUCCCGAGCACCACCGGCGCAGCAGCUCCAUGCGCGUGACGGGUACGUCGUACCGCGGCUGCAUCCGAGAGAGGAGCUCUGACGACUGCAUCAUCGGGACUCACCUGGGAAUGGGAAUUCAUGUGGAUGAAUCUGGGAGCCCGGAGGAGAGGCAGUCAGGAGAUGGAACCUCUUUCCCCGAGUCCCCUGACCUCAGUCAUAUGACAGGUGUGUACACGGAGCUGGAGACCGUGUACGCAGGGAAGAGUGUGUCGCCACUGCAGGGCGGCUCCUCGGCAGAGCCCGAGGGCCCGGCACAGACUGAGGCCUACGGGCGCUCUCUCUCGCCCCUCACACUCCCCCCUCUCACAGGUAACCGUAAAUCUGGCCUGUCACUGUCCUGGAAAGAGCCUCUCCCGACGCCUGUGUACGAGAUCCACCACCAAAGCAGCGUAGACUCCAACCCCUACGUCAGCCUGGAAAGCCCCCCGGCCUCCCCUCAGCACUCGGAUGGCGGGCCCAACACGCUGACCCGCCGCAAGAAGCUUUUCACCUUCUCCCGCCCGCCUCGCAGCCGGGACACAGACAAGUUCCUGGACGCUCUGAGCGAGCAGCUGGGCCACCGGGUCACUCUGGUGGAUGACUUCGUUCCCGGGGAGAACGACUAUGAGGAGAUGAGUUUCCAGGAGGACCAGGAUCUGGGCUUCCUGCCCCGGCAGCUCAGCAGUGGCAGCAGCGAGGAUCACAGUAGCAGUGACGAGGCCUCCUCUCCCUCCUACUCCUCAGGAUCUGAACCCAUCCCACCGCCUCCCACACAGAGCCCCCCACCUCCCCCGCCUUUCCAGGCUCUCAUACCUCCUCCUGUUCAAUUCACUGACCCCUUGCCGCCAGUCCGCUUCUCCCCUGAGCACGUGCCCCGCAGCCGCAUGCCUUUCCAGCCCCACCACCCCAUCAUCCCUCCUCCUCCCCCGCCUCCGAGGACCCUCCUGUCCAGCCGCUCUCCUCUACACAAAGUGCUCCCCUCAAGAGAAGAAGCAGAGAAAGCUCACCAGCGCUUCCAGACCUCCACCCGACUCUCGCACAUCCACACCACCCUGGUCUCCACCACCCUGCGCUCUUCCCAGCCGUCCCGCCCCAGCUACCUCCCCCGGCAGCUCAGCCAGCCCCAGCCUAUCCACCAGCCGUCCCCGCAGCCCUCCCCUCAGCCGCUGAGACCGAGCCAGCUCGUCCUCCAGAGGCACCACCAGCUCCACCACCAACACAGCUACCAGGGCCCGCUGCCACCGUCCCUGCAGGAUCACAGCCCGUCCCAGGGCCAGGUCCCCUCGCUGCUCUCCCAGCCUCCAGCCUCUCACUCCACCCUCCCCAGUCACACUAAAACCUAUGAAACCCCACGGCAGGAACACCAGUCGCACCAGGCGCCGCCACCCCCACCUCCACCCUUGCCCCCACCCUGUGACCCACCUCCGCUGCCCAAGCCAGGCCACCACGCCUCGGACGCCAACCACAUGAGUGUGAAGAGGCUGCGCUGGGAGCAGGUGGAGAACUCUGAGGGAACCAUAUGGGGUCAGCUCGGAGAGGAUUCAGACUACGACAAGCUCACUGACAUGGUGAAGUACUUGGACCUUGAUCUGCACUUUGGGACUCAACGCAGAUCCAUCUCUCCUCCAGAGCCAGCCUUCUUGCCAGAGAACUUUAAAAAGAAAGACGUGGUGGAAAUUCUGUCUCACAAGAAAGCCUACAAUGCCUCCAUCCUCAUUGCCCAUCUAAAGCUCUCCACCACCGAGCUGCGUCAGGUCUUGAUGAACAUGACCACCGACAGGCUGGAGCCCGCUCACAUCAAGCAGCUGCUGCUCUACGCCCCCGACGACGACGAGGUCAAACAGUACGAGCAGUUCGACCAGGACCCGGCCAAGCUGAGCGAGCCCGACCAGUUCAUUUUCCAGAUGCUGAUGGUGCCUGAGUAUAAGACCCGUCUGCGGAGCCUCCACUUCAAGACGACCCUGCAGGAGAGGACGGAGGAGAUGAAGGUUGCGUAUGAUUACAUCUACAAGGCUUCAGUGGAGCUGAAGAGCAGCAAGAAACUGGCCAAAAUCCUGGAGUUUGUACUUGCUAUGGGGAAUUACCUGAACAAUGGCCAGCCCAAGAGCCACAGGACAACCAGUUUUAAGAUCAACUUCCUAACAGAGCUAAGCACGACCAAAACAGUGGACGGGAAAUCCACCUUUCUCCACAUUCUGGCCAAGUCUCUGUGCCAACACUUCCCUGAGCUGCUCAACUUUUCCAGAGACCUCACAACAGUGCCUCUGGCAGCCAAAGUGAACCAGCGGGCCAUCACAGCAGAGCUGAGUGACCUUCACUCCACCAUCCAGGACAUCAGGACGGCCUGUCUGAAGAUCCCGCCCACCUCCGAGGACCACUUCGCCUCCGUCAUGAGCAGCUUUUUGGAGAACAGCCACCCUGCAAUCCAGUCUCUGGAGUCCCUGCAGACUCGAGCCAUGGAGGAGUUCUCCAAAGUGGCCUCCUACUUUGGGGAGGACAGCAAGUCCACCAGAACAGAGGCCUUUUUCGGGAUCUUCGGAGACUUCAUGUCCAAGUUUGAGAGAGCUCUCAGUGAGACCCAGACUCCAGAAAACCCCAGAAGCCCCAGACUGUCUUCCCCUCUGGCCUGGUAGAAGCGAGACGUCUGGGCGGGCAUCGGGCCAAACGGACAGGCCGGUCGGCUCCAUUUUCACUCCGCUCUCCACAACCAAAGUGCCAAGAUCACACACAGAGACACCGAGACCACAUCAUCUAUAGCAAACAGAAUGGAAAUACACUGUAUCUACGUGUAGAUAAUCACAACAGUUAAUGAGUGCCCCGUGUGCAGCAUUGCUGUUAUUUCAGGUGCUGGGUAGAGCAGAAACAUUCAGGUGUCCACAAGUCAACAGGAACUCACCGCACACUGACGACUCAAGCCAGUCUUUACUUCAUUACAUCUCUUUUUAAUGCACAUUACAUAGCAGACAGUAAAAGAUACAUUAGAAAAAAGCAUCUAUGUAUAUGUGAUGGCUCCAGUGCAUCUUUAUGCUCCAUUAAAAUGAGAUGCAAGCAGUGAAAGCGACUGGUCUGAAUAUUUACAGAUUACUUGCUAUGUUUAAUAUAUGACUAAAUAAAGUUUAUAUUUUCUAUCAGAUCAUAUUUGAAAAUUGUAAAGAUUAAGCGUAGAUGUAGGCUGACGACAGUUAUCUGGAAUCAAGGUGAUUCACAGGUGUAGUUUAGUGCAGAGCCUGGCCAGACCGCUCAGAGUGAUCAGACUGUUCACACGGCGGUGCAUUCACUGCCUCCCAGACUGCAGGAUUUGAUUUAAAAAUAGUAGAUAUUGGAGUUUUUUCCAACAUCCUGUAUCCACAUUGCAGAUGUGGUCGUUCUCAUCUAACCUACUGUGAAUUUAUAGGGCGUCUUUUCCGGGAAUUAUAAUAAAAAAUGAUAAUAGUUUUCCUCUCUUAAUACAGCUGAAGUCAAAGUCAUCCACACCCAGCUCUGGUUCACUCUUGCCGUUUGCAGCAGACAUAUGCAUAACUCAGACGAGGAUUGAUCAGUGCUAUGGAAGCAAAAUAAGGCCAUAAAGAUUGUAAUUUUUUUACAGGAUACCUAAUUCUGAAUUUUUACCCAUUUUAAGUAAAUUCCUAAUCCAAAAAUGUAAUUUAAUUCAUAGCAUAGACAUAUUAAAUGAUUUGAAUCCCCCUCUGUGAAACCUCCAGUUGGUUAUUUCAAUUCGUUCAAUUUCAAAAAGUUGAAGUGAAUUUUCAUCUAUUUUUAUUUUUUAGGGUUCAGAAAUUUAUAUUAAAACCUGUGUUCAACUUAUUCAGCUGUUUAUUUUCAGAUCUAAAAAUAAUCGUCGAGUCAAAAAAUCAGAAACAAAUUAGAUCUUCAUGUGAAAUUCAGAUAUCAAAAUUCAAGAUUAAAAAAAAUGGAAUUGAUCCAAGAAAUAAAAGAUAAAGGUUUGGGUUAGCAGCGAGAAACACAGCUACAACCAUUGCAACAACUACAUUUCUAUGUGAAUUUGUGAACUUCAAAAAGAAAUUUUCUUUUAAAGUUUAAAGCAAUUAAAUUUUAAAAGAUGGUAAUAUUUCAAUAAUUUAAAAUUCUGUGGUAUUUAAACAUUUCAGUCUUGAUUAAAUUUCACAAGUUGCGCAUAAAAAGUUUAGGAUUAUUUUCGCCUUUCUUGGCCUCCAUAUUUUCAGUAUUUUUAGAUGAUGGUGAGAUGUACCAAUAGAAACAUCGCAUUAGCCACCAUACUGCUAGUAAACCAGCGGGUGUUCACGGCUAACUUUGGCUUCAGCUCAGUGUUAUCAGGAAUGAAGACCUCAUUCCCUUUUGCUUGAGUUUUAGGCUCCAGUCACAGCAGCUGGACUCAGUCCUGAUCAUAAACAGCCCCUGAAAUCUGCCCAGUUUGCAGCAGAUGAACUGGGACGCCUCUGAACAACAGGUGGGAGUCAUCUGUUGUCAGCCAGGCAGCAUCAGCAGUGUUUCUUUUUAUCAUUGCAUUGAUUCUCCUGCCUGUGAGGACUUCAAGUCAAAUCCAAAUGAAUUCCGUAACACACAUGUAUUUGCAUAUGAACAGCGUUGCACCUUUUGCAGCGAGGUAACACUGACCACAUCAGCACAUGGUGAAAUUUGGCUGAAAAAUCAUCUGUUUCAGUCGAAGUGUGGGUGGAAAAGCAAAUCUUUUUUCCCCCACGGUUAGUGUCAUCUUUCCAUUAGAGCAGGAAGAUAAAAGGCAGGUUUAGUGAGAAAAGGCUGAGCUGAGAGGACGGCUCUUAGUCCUAUCGAGUAUUUCUCAAGUGUUGCGAACGCAGCCCUGUUUAAACAAGUGGGUCGCUGCUGGGUGACUUAACAUCAAAUGCAUGUGGGGGAAAAAAACAUCUUACUGUAAAUGGUCAUUUCCUGCUUUUCUGAUUGUCAUGGUGAUCUCAUGACUCAUCUACAGUGUACCUGUAGCUGUGUCGUAUUUAUGUUGAUGAACUAUUGUUGAGUUUGUAAAUUGACUGUUUUUGCUAUGCACCGCUCAUCUUUUUGUACCGUAUGCUUGUGUGUCCUCCAAGUCCUAGUUUAUUUUCUUAUUCAAGAGUGUCAUCAGGAAAUUACCGUUUUAUUUCUUCUUUAUUCGCAGCUUUAGUCAGCCUUACGAGGGGACUCUGAUCUCGUAAAAAUGCAAUCCUAGCUGCUACGAGUGUGGUGACAGUGUUUCUUGUCCAAAUCAAUUGCAUGUUGGUGCAGUUAAUGUAUUAAGAUGUGCAGCUGGUAGCAUUUACCCUCCCUGGAUAUUUAAGUUUAAAAGAUAUACAUUUGUUAGUCUGGUUAGGUCUAUUUAUUGGUUGCCUACAGAUUCCCUUUUAUAACUGUUUUAUAUGUUUUCAUGGGAAGUUGCUCAUGUUCUGUGAUCGUUUGACCUUUUAUGUUUUGUUCAAUGCUUUCAGAUGAAGGAUGUGUUUUUGAUCUAU
Chelmon rostratus (copperband butterflyfish) is the source of this 7443-nucleotide messenger RNA. RefSeq names its product glutamate receptor, ionotropic, delta 2 (Grid2) interacting protein, b (gene grid2ipb). NCBI's taxonomy places the organism in Eukaryota, Metazoa, Chordata, Actinopteri, Chaetodontiformes, Chaetodontidae. Gene Ontology annotation, molecular function: protein binding. The transcript is spliced from 26 exons. The record is from RefSeq and is a predicted model, not a curated record. Bases 316 to 4632 code for a protein of 1438 amino acids.